AUGUUCUUUGGUAUCGAGCAAAAUGAUGGAGGAGCUCAAGUCUCUAUUGGUGGAAUAGAAACCGUUGUAGAGUUUUGGAUUCCUGAGGAGGUAGUUCAGGAACAACCAGAGCCCGAACCAGCUACAGAAGAGGAAGAAGAUGAAGAGUCUACUGAACCUUCGCUAGGAGGCACUGAGGAGAAUGAACAGGAUGAGGAUAAUGAUUCAGACGAGGAAGAUGAGGACCAAGAGGAAGAUGAAGAACCAGAGACUACUGAAGAGAAUGAGGUAAAGGAUAAUGAACCAGAAGAACCUAAUGAGGAAGCUCCUACAGAAUCUCCAGAGGAUGAUGACUGGGAUGGACCUGUAUCUCAAGAGCAGGACGAUGAUCCAGACUUAGAACCAGAACCAGAGAGACGUCCUCGAAAAAGCAGAAACUCGACACGAAGGGAAUCUAACGCAUACAAAUCCCGAGAUUCCAAUGAGAAAUUACCAGAGGAUGAAGACCCAGAAUUUCAUGAUGGUUUCUGGGAUACUCCUGACGACUACUCUGAAAGGCAAGAUGAUACCCAAGACGAACCAGAUGGACUUGUAAUUGAUGAUGAGGAUCCAUCUGAAGACCAUGAAGAUGAAGCGGAGGAAGCUUAUGAGGAUGAUAGUCUUAAAAGUGCUCCUGAGACUUCUACUAAAUCACGAACACGUUCUGAAGAAGGUACUAUUGGAGGACUAGAACAAGGACAUCCUAAAGAAUCUGAAGACAACGAUCUAGGGGAGGAAGAUGAAGAUGAAGCGGAGGAAUCAGAAAACUCUUCUAGUAGUCCAGUUAGCAUGGAUAUUGCCGACUUAGACUCUCAAAACUACAAGCAUGUUGACUAUAUCUACGACGAUAACCACAUUAGACUGUUCCUACCAAAUGAGGGUAUGAUUUUUGCCAAACUAAUCGAUGGAGAGAAUUCUAUAUGGGAGGCAAAAUCCGAUGAAAAGUUUGAGUUUGCCAAGGUAUACCUAAAUAAGGACGGUAAAGCAGAAGUCAUGCUCGUUACAAAGAAUACUCCAUCUGGUGUGGAGCGUAAAUAUUACACAAAAACUUGGACUGGAUGGAGGGAAUCUAAAGACAUUGGUGACAGGGUACCCAAGUUGAAAGUAUUUGCACAACAGAAAUCUGACUAUACCAUUGAUCUCUCUGCUACUAAGGGUACUAAAGAAUGUACCAUUUUUGAAGCAGAAUUGCUGGGUAUUACUACAAAACAUUUCUUUCCAAAACCUGGGUACCUUGCCAAAGGAGUAAAGGAUGGGACUAGGUCCAUAUGGGAACCCAUAAAACAUUGUGGCAGACAUAAAUCAGAAGAAGACUUUGAUGGCUACGAUUACUGCUUUUCAUGUAUUAUUCAUAAUAAAGGCGAUAAGGAGCUACUUGAGAUGAUUGUAGUGGAAAAUGACUCAGUAGGAAAGAAGUACUUUGAGAAAGCUGAUGGCAAGUGGGUUGAGAUAAAGAAGGAGGACUUUAAUAAUAAGCUGAAGCAUAUGAAGAGUGAAUCUGAGGAAGCUUCUUCACAUCCUUCUACUACUAUUCCAUCUUAA
Messenger RNA from Theileria equi strain WA, 1560 nucleotides. RefSeq lists its product as hypothetical. Bases 1 to 1560 code for a protein of 519 amino acids. The record is from RefSeq and is a predicted model, not a curated record. NCBI's taxonomy places the organism in Eukaryota, Apicomplexa, Aconoidasida, Piroplasmida, Theileriidae. The transcript has 2 exons.